Xenopus tropicalis (tropical clawed frog) is the source of this 4044-nucleotide messenger RNA. It is a transcript of the gene mgarp, whose product is annotated as mitochondria localized glutamic acid rich protein. Lineage: Eukaryota; Metazoa; Chordata; Amphibia; Anura; Pipidae. Gene Ontology annotation, cellular component: mitochondrion; axon cytoplasm. The transcript has 13 exons. The coding region runs from base 104 to 1792 and encodes 562 amino acids. Gene Ontology annotation, biological process: anterograde axonal transport. The record is from RefSeq and is a predicted model, not a curated record.
GAAUGGGCGGUGAUUAUCUAGUCACAAAACCGGCUGUCAGCAGCGUGUGGUGAGGCCAGGAAAUCAGACAAUCUGCUGUGGGCUGCAGUGACCGAGACGCACCAUGUACCUGUGUAGAGCAGCCUGGCAAAAGCUGGCGCCCGUGGCCAGAAACAGCGGCACCGCGGCGCUUCUCCGCAAUGCUCCAGCACGGCAGAUGUCAUCCAGCAGUGUUCCUGGAUCUUCUGGGAGUUCCCUACCUUACACCAUAUUUGUCUGUGCUUCUCUAACUGCUGGCGGAUUAUAUGUGUACCACACACUAACAAGAGACCAAGCUCGCUUUCAGGAUCGCCAUGAGUACAUUCGAAGCAGGCCAAAACCAGAAACUGCGGCUAAGCCAUGGCCUCCUCAGGGCUCAGGUGAGGCUGAAAGUAGCGACGUGUCUGAGGCCCCGGAAGAGGCAGCUGUUACAGCUGAAGCUGUAGCAAUAGCUGUUGAAGAAAUUGAGGUGCAGGAGACAAUCCCCACAGCGCUUUUGAUUGAGGAGGAUACUUUUCCAGAAGAAGUACCUAUUGCUACAGAACCAGCUGCACAACUGGAGGCUAUCCCACCUCAAGGUGAGGAGGUUGACAGUAGUAAUAUUUCUAAGACCACUGAAGAGACAGCUGUUACCCCCCAGGCUGUUGAAGACAUUCAGGAAUUGGAUGCUAUCCCCACAGCUCUUUUGGAGAAUAUAUUGUUGGAAGAAACGGAAGUGCCUAUUGCAACAGAAUCAGUAGCAGUACUGGAGGCAGUCUCAGUGCAAGGUCAGGAGACUAGAAGCAAUGUGUUUCAAACCACUGAUGAUGUGGCAGCAGUGGUCCCAUCUGAAGAUGCUGCAGUUACUGCCGAAGAAACUGACAGUCAAAAUACUGUCCCCUCAGACCAUUUGAAUUGGGAAAUACUGGAAGAAGAGGUUGCACCAGUUUCAGCAGAACCAUUAGCACAACUGGAGACUGUCCCAGUGCCAGGUGAGGAAGUUGAAACCAUUGACAUGUCUGAGGCUGCUGAAGAGGUACUUGUUAAAACUGAAGCCGUAGCAGUAGCUGCUGAAGAAAUUGAAGAACAGCACACCGUGCUUUCAGCACCUGUACUGAUGAAUGAAACUUUGCAAGUUCAAGUGUCUACAGAGUCAGCAGUAGGUCUGGAGAAUUCCCCAGUACAAGGUGAGGGAGUUGAAAACAUUGACAUGUCUGAGACUGCUGAAGAGCUAGCUGUUAAAACUGAAGUUGUAGCAGUAGCUGGUGAAGAAAUUGAAGAACAGCACCCUGUGCUUUCAGCACCUUUAGUGAAGAAUGAAACUUUGGAAGUUCCAGUGUUUGCAGAGUCAGCAGUAGGUCUGGAGAAUUCCCCACUACAAGGUGAGGAGGCUGAGAGUAGCAAUGUUGCCACAGAAGAGGUUAUUGUAGCUGUUACAGUUGAAGCCAUAGCUGCUGAAGAAUCUGAGAUUCAGGAUACAAUCCAUGCAGCACCAUUAGUGACAGAGGAAAUGUUGGAGGAUGUGGCAGUUUCUGAAGAACCAACGACAGAACUGCAGACAGCACCAGUGUCAGAACAGAACACUGGCACCAUGGCAGCUGCCUCAGCUGAAGAGUCGUCUCCUGUGUUAGAGGAAACAUCAGGUAAUAUACAGGAAGAGCUUGCUGCUGCUGCUGCAGAUGAUUGGUCUGAGCUUUCAUCACACAAGCCAGAGGAAGCUGGUGAAGAGGCAGUACAAGCUACAACAGAGAGCCUUGAGGUAGCACAAACCGAAGAAGUUUCUGCCAGCUCUUAGAAAUAGAGAAGAAAUCCUUCUUCAAAUGUGAUCUCCAUAUAAUAUACCAAACACUAGCAAUUUCCAGGAACCCUGAACAGAUUCAACUGCAUUUCCAGAAUCCCCUACAGAGUACACCCACCCGCUUAUUUCCAUGUCUAUACAGCAGGCCGGGCAGUUCCCUAUGAAGGUGCACAGCUGACGGGCUCUUUAUAUUCAGUUUCCUUAAGACUGACAUGGAAAGUUUUGCCUCAGGAAAAUGGAAAGAACCAAGCAAUAUCAGCUUCCAGUGAACUCUCCGGGACCUGUAGCAGUUUUCAGCCUCAGGAAGAAAUACCACUUAUAGUGAACUGGAGAUGUUAUAUUCUCACACAUGGAUAUAGAGAUGCUUCAUUUAGCUGCCCCACAUGCUGCAUGUGUUUUUUUUACUCUACCUUUACUAUGCACUACUUUGCACUUCUCCUAGAUGGACCAUCUAUUAUGUCAGGAACCAGAAAGGAUUAGUACAUCUUUCAGCAGAGAAGGGUUUGAUAAAAUUAGGCUGUGGAAAGGGAAAGCUGCUUGACAAUCAGAAUAUUUUUCUACCUUCAGGAAAUAUAUAGAUCUGAGUAUGUUAUUCAGUGAAAUGUGGCAUAAUAAGGUAAUGUUCAGCCCAGUUUAAAAGGGUGACUUUUCCAAAACUUUUAUCUAUUCAUGUUCCUACUUUCUGUGCCAUAAACUGGGAAAUAUGUUUGUACCUCUCAAAAGUGUUUUAGCAAUCAGUAAUCUGGGUAUGUACUGUAUGCAGGGAUGAACACAGAGCCUUUAUAUAUAUAUAUAUAAAUUCAACAGUAACAAAGGAGCUUAACCACUGACCAUGUGAUGUGGCACAAAACUGUUCUUAACCCCCCUUUUUCAUGAUUCCUCAGGUGCAAUGAUUACAGUAUUGGUCUCAUGACAUUCUUGCUUUAUCUAACACUAUUUUAUAUUUUCAGGUGCUUUAUUUUUGUGUACUUACAGAUGUGCACAGCUCCAAAUCUAAAUACAGGUAUAGUGCUAAAGGUAGCUAUACAUGGAGAUGUGUAGGGGAAAAAUCAGUUUGCCCUAUAAAAAAAUCUAUAAACUGUGACCAGGUCUUCAAAAUUCAGUAGAACAAUCCAUCUCUGUUUGGCCCAAGAUGUGCUCUGAUCCACUUAUUUAUCUGAUCCAACCUACUUUUCCAAAUUGAUUUUCGGGAAUUUGAGUAGGAUUAUCCACCGUGGGUUUUCCAUGUAUGUUCACAGAAUCCCUACAGAGCGGGGCCUGGAAUACACAUGGGUUCUGUAUCAAUCCUGUGUUAUUCUAUAGAAGGUCUGUAGAGUAGAAUCAUUUCAGAAGUUUGUUACAUUAUCAAAAUUAAGACUUACUCAAUGUGCAUUCCCUUAAAUCUUCAUCUUUACACAAACAGAAAUAUACUGCAAUUGUUAAAUAAUCCCUUUUGUAUAAUUUGGGUUGAUCCCCACCCAUAUUUUCUAAGAUGUACUUUCUACAUAGUAUUUUCCAUUUUUGUUGCACUUAUACAUACGUAUGGGGCUGCCACAUUGUUUUCCAUAGCCUGUUUUUAUAGAACAAUAGAAUAAUAACAUAGGCAACCUUUAUAGCUGUAUGAUUAGGAAUCCCCUUAUCAGUUAACAACCACUGGAGGGACACGCAUUAAAGAUUCUUGAUCUAAAGAAAAUAUUUUACAUUUUUAAAUUUAAAAAAUCUAUGUGGAGAAAGAAUUGAGGUUGUAGCCUCAGGGCCACCUUCUGACUGCAUUUUAGCAUUCCAUUUUCCCACUGCCAGAAUGACAGUACUAAACCUCCCAAUAUACCUCACUCAGGGAACACUUUACACUUUAUAUGGAUACCUGGAUUUAUACAGCAUCAGCAGUCAGCAAUACUAAAUGGGUGUUAGGAACACGAAGAUAUGUCCUGAAAAAGGCUACAAUCAGAUUAUUUUAAUGUGAAUAUCUAUUUAGAAGCCAACAGGUAACCCCUGUAACAUGAUUUAUAAACUGCUGUGUAGGAGACUGUUCUGAUCUUUCUAUAACCGUACUGUGAGUUGAACGUCGGGUCCUACCUCACAAAAGUUCAUAUUUCUUUCACUUACAAAAGAAACAGGUACCUUAUCUAAAUGGUACAGAGCUACCAAGCUGUGACUGGGGUACAUUCCCAGCAUUCCUUUCUGUUACACUAUUACAUAAUGUGCAGUAUUUCUAUGUAGAUACAAUACCACUGUGAGACUUACCUCUGCAAAUAAAAACUUUUCCUCUA